Molecule: messenger RNA, 1832 nt
Organism: Olea europaea var. sylvestris
Lineage: Eukaryota; Viridiplantae; Streptophyta; Magnoliopsida; Lamiales; Oleaceae
Exons: 1
Coding region: 533-967 (144 amino acids)
Source: RefSeq, a predicted model, not a curated record
AGCUUUUUUAUAAGAAAAAUAGAAGCAGAAAUUCGGCCAAACAAGCCCUUAAGCAAAGAAAACAAAAACUUACAAUUCAAAUGCACGCUUAUCAAUGGAACUUUGCUAACUGUCACCAGCCUUCUGAUUCUGCCUCGUGAACUUAGGGUUAGCAGUUUCCCAAUUUCAGAAUCCCAAUCCCUUAUUUUUUUCAUCGAAAUUCUCAAUACAUAUGGGGCAUGGGGCUUUGUUUCUUCACUCUUUCGGUCUUUCCUUCAAAUGCACUAUAUAUUCUUCAGUUUCAAAAGAUAUUCUGGAGUGGAUCGAGAACAGACAUCAUUGCCAUGAUCUACGGUGUGGAACUUCAAUUCCCGAUUCCAGAUCAAAGUGAUGUGAAAUUGAGCACAUUUUGUACCAAUUCUUCAUCUUGGUAUUAAGUCUGAACUAUAAAUAGCUGAAAUUUUCUGUGCCUCAGGCAACCUCGGGCCAAGGUUCUGAAUCUUGAAACCUCAUUUUACUCAACAAGUCUUCAAUUUUCCAUUUGAACUGGUAAAUGGGAUCGUCUGGGUUUUUCGUUAUCUGCAUUCUGCACUCACUUAUAGCUAUAACUUGUGGAGGUUUGAUAAUGUUUUAUCUCAAUGAAAUCUCUGUUUUUGGACAUGGAACUGAGACAGCAAUGAAGUUGUUAGGUUCAACUCCACAUGAUCAGUUGUUGAUUCAGAUUUCUGAUUCAUUUGCUGGGUUGCUUUUGGUUGUGAUUGGGAGUUUGCUGUUCAUGGUCGCUUUUGUCAAGGACAGGGAGUUCCAAUGCAUUUUUGCUAAAGGGUGUAUUCUUCUUCAUUUCUCAAUGGCCCUCUGGAGGUUGUACUUUGAGAGGAGACUCGACGAUUUAGCUAACGAUUGGCCAAGGCAGCUUGUUGGCGAUUUUGUGCUUGCACUUUCGUGGGUUUUCUUUCUUGUGUACUCAUGGAGGGAAAAGUAUGAUUAGGUCCAACUAGUCUCUGGCCUUAUUAUCGACAUUUAGCUCUUCAAUCUUCCAUUUUGAUCUUGUUGUCGGAUUCAGAAAUUGCUCCCAAAAUGGAGAAUAUUGAGUACUUUUCUAAGUUUUAAAUUUUGUUAGUCCUAAGACAUUGGAUGCUCUCACCUCUUACUUUUUGUACCUUCAAAAUCAAUUGCAACUUACGUGACUUGAGAAUAACUUUUCUUCCUGUGGCUCGCUCAAAAGAGAAUCUUAAGUAGCCCCAUCAAGGAACUAGCAAGACUGGCAAUAGAUCAGGUCGAGUUGGUUCGAUCCGUAGAUGCCCAAGCUCGAGCCCUAAUUUUAUAAUUGGCUCGGCUCGUGGGCCCCACGAGUCAAGUCGCUCACGAGCCUAAACGAAUUGAAAAGUCUACAAGUCCAAACAAGUUGAACCGUCCAUGAAGAAAAUGUGAGCUCGACUCGAUCCAUGGUUCAUCUCAAAAUGAGUUAGAGGAAGGAUGAGCCCCGCUCGCAAGCAAUUCGGCUCUUUUGCCAUCACUAGGAACAAGGGAUGAUGACCCAAAAAAUUGAAGGUUAACUUAGCCUCCGUUUGAAUCUUAUUACAUUAAGCUCCUGUUUGUUGCCCGUUUAGCACUCUUAGUUUAGAAAAAAAAAAAUUUCCGUUACUAGUCAUUUCCACUGACAAAGCACUGACUGGAGGCUGUACACAAACAACUUUGUAAACACCAAUCCCUUUAUUACCCUUUAGAAUAGGCCAAAAUUACGGUAGGUGAGAAAGUCAAAAAGGGUGAGUUUUUGAAGGCAAAUGAGGGUAUUUUGGAAAAGAUAAAAAUUGUACUAGUCAAUUCAAAAAAUGUAUGUCAUCACGUGGGAC